Molecule: messenger RNA, 1733 nt
Organism: Electrophorus electricus (electric eel)
Lineage: Eukaryota; Metazoa; Chordata; Actinopteri; Gymnotiformes; Gymnotidae
Gene: ihha
Product: Indian hedgehog signaling molecule a
Biological process (GO): smoothened signaling pathway; multicellular organism development; regulation of gene expression
Molecular function (GO): patched binding; calcium ion binding
Source: RefSeq, a predicted model, not a curated record
UUCCCGAUUCUAGUGGAAGACGUGCGCCAAAGGGCUUCAGGCACAGGCAACCGCGGAAGCACAGACUGCCAUGAGGAUCCCUCCUCACAGCUGGCUGUCACUCUGCGCCGGGCUUGCACAGUAUCUCGCUCGAAUCUGGUAGUGAAAUAAAUGGACUUGGCUGCUCGUUUUUAUUUCGGCGUUUUUCCUGAGAAACUGUGGUUUCGCAGUGUAUGGACACUAUACACCUGGUAUCUUUGGAUCUUUUUCCUUACACUUCACUUCGCGUUGACCAAGUAUACUUUUACGCAUCGACGAUGACAACGAUAAAGGUGAUAAAGAAUUAAAGAUUGCGUCCUCCACCCCCCAUCUUUUACCCCGUGGGGGGAAUAAGGAGCUACAAAGGGGAGUAGGAGACAGCUUCACAUUCAACGGCGACCUGUGCCACCGUACCACUCCAUUUUGGAGUGACCGGCGGUUGGGGUGGAAUGCGUCUCCCCGUGGUUUUUGGGCUCCUUGUCGGCUGCGCCCUGAUUUUCGCACCUGUUAACGAGGGCUGUGGGCCGGGGAGGGGAUAUGGGAAAAGGCGGCCGCCAAAGACGCUGACACCUCUCAAUUACAAGCAGUUUAGUCCAAAUGUAGCCGAGAAAACACUGGGAGCCAGCGGGAGAAUUGAAGGCAAGAUUACCAGGAACUCUGAGCGAUUUAAAGAACUAACACCCAAUUAUAACCCCGACAUUAUCUUCAAAGAUGAGGAGAAUACAGGUGCGGAUCGGCUUAUGACACAGCGCUGCAAGGACAAGCUGAACUCCCUGGCCAUCUCUGUCAUGAACAUGUGGCCAGGUGUGAAGCUGAGGGUCACCGAGGGCUGGGACGAGGAUGGCAAUCACUUCGAGGAGUCUCUGCACUACGAAGGCAGAGCGGUGGACAUCACCACGUCCGACCGGGACCGAAACAAGUAUGGCAUGCUGGCACGGCUGGCUGUGGAGGCCGGCUUUGACUGGGUCUACUAUGAGUCCAAAGCGCACGUCCACUGCAGCGUGAAGUCAGAACACUCUGUGGCUGCUAAGACUGGUGGCUGUUUCCCUGGAGGAGCUCUGGUCACGAUGGAGGAUGGCAGCAGGAAGACCAUGGCGGAGCUCGCGCUCGGCGAGCAGGUGCUGGCAUCGUCCCAGAGCGACGGCGGCGGGCGGCUCCUCUACAGCGAGGUCAUCGCCUUCCUUGACCGCAGCCCUGCCACCCACCAACGGUUCUACACCAUAGCGACAGACUUGGGGGUGGAGCUCAGCCUCACCGCUGCCCACCUCGUGUUCGUGACCGACGGGAACUGCUCGGGGCCGGCAGCCGGCGGCGAGCUCAGGACCGUGUUCGCCAGCGAAGUGCUGCCGGGUCAGUGCGUGGUGUCGGCCCAGGGAGCGGGGCGCCAAGGGCGUCUGUCCCGCGUGAGCGGGGUUCAGGUACAGGACGACGCAGGAGUGUUCGCUCCACUCACCCGCCACGGCACGGUGGUGGUUAAUGACGUUGUCACUUCCUGCUACGCGGCCACAGAUCACCUCUGGGUGGCUCACUGGGCUUUUGGGCCGCUCAGGGUCCUCCAUAGUUGGGGAUGGCCCAUGGGCCACCAGGCCGAAGGAGUGCACUGGUACUCCUCACUGUUGCACUGGGUCGGAACCUGCAUCCUUGACCCAAAACACUUCCACCCCUGGGGCAUAAUGGGAGAUGACAGAUGAGCAAGCAUAAACUGUGUGUGGGGU